Molecule: messenger RNA, 3218 nt
Organism: Fusarium redolens
Lineage: Eukaryota; Fungi; Ascomycota; Sordariomycetes; Hypocreales; Nectriaceae
Product: fungal-specific transcription factor domain-containing protein
Exons: 3
Coding region: 158-3127 (989 amino acids)
Biological process (GO): DNA-templated transcription; regulation of transcription by RNA polymerase II
Cellular component (GO): chromatin
Molecular function (GO): RNA polymerase II cis-regulatory region sequence-specific DNA binding; DNA-binding transcription factor activity, RNA polymerase II-specific; zinc ion binding
Source: RefSeq, a predicted model, not a curated record
GCGGAGUCCAGCCAAGCCUAUCACUUAUCAGAGUUACACUACUAAUCAGUCAGAGUUCAACGGCAUUCGGCAAUUCCUCCCACUCUAGAACUCAACGCUUCCUCACUCUAUCUCUCGUUCAUCUUUAACAUUUCCCACCUCAUCCCACUCUACAGCCAUGUACGGGGCCGACGACGAGCUGUCCCUAGCGGUCGAUGCGUUUCUUACAGAAGCCAUGGGUCGUAAGCAGACACAAUCGCAGGGUCAAUCAGGGUCCUCUCGAAGAGGUUCUGCAGCCUCACAGCCAGGUCCUCAGAGUGACAAGUCGUUUGAGUGUACCCAUCCGGGCUGUAGCAAGAGAUUCACGCGUUCAGAACACUUGCAGCGACAUGCUCUCAAUCACUUGCCGGGCGGUUCUUCAUGUGACAUAUGCCGUGCACACUUCAAACGGCCUGAUUUGUUGAGGCGACAUAUGGAAAGACAUCGCCAGAAGGAUAUUGAGGCCGGAGGAACCGGCUUUGGCGUUCUCGAUACACGAAAGAGAUCUUGGGAAGCGCCCGACGGUACGGUCGUUGAAAAGCGGCCGUGUCGGAACAGCAACACGAAGGCCAAGGGUGCCAAGGGUUCAGGACAGAACCCUCAAGAAACACAACAAGUCCCAUCUCCAGAAUCCGAUCAAGCAGACACCACAAGGAAUCAAUCCCCGGGGCUGAUCACUUGGGGCCAUAAUGAAGGCCAGUCGGUAAAUGGAGUUGAUCUUCAUACCUCGUCCGACUUACAUAUCGAAGACUCCAUCUUUGUUCACUCGGCCACUGAACUGGUCACAGAGGACCACUUAGCAAACUUUACCACCUCAACCGACCCGUUCGAUCACAGUGAAGGCAUAGGCGAAUUUUCUUUCGACCAGCUCGAUCCCCUACUCCUCAACGACUCGUUCGUGGACACCGCAGCACUCGACUACACGCAAAACUUUCAACCAGACACUGCCAGCUCGUUUAACAUGCCCUAUACAACUGCUUUGGACUACAACUGGUUGUUUAACAUGAAUCUGAACCCAACAUCAACACCUCUCGCAAAAGCCAACGAGCAGUAUAUACCAUCUGCCCAGAUGUCGGAACCCGUCCAGAUAUUAUCACCAGACUCUAUCAACAGCACGCGCCGUUGGUCUGAGUCGGUUCAUUCUCACUCCAGUGAUACGAGACAAGAUUCUUCCGAUCCCCGGGCCCCAAUAUUGAAUCAGACCAAGACAGCUUCAGAGAACCUAGCCAGCUCUAGGGCAGAGUCUAGAACGUCAACGCAACAAAAAAGCGCUAAAAGCAUAAGGUCCAACGUCGCCCACGAUCAUCAAUAUGUCGAGGAACCGCAGUUCAACAGACCAUUCUCGAUGCUUGAGAAAGGUCCAUCGAUACCCAAGAUUGACGAAAGCGUGCGCAAACGAAUUCUACAGGUCGUCGAAGCUGCCAACCCAUCCUUACCUGAUUCUCGUCACUCCCUGUGGGAUGAGCCGCUAUUAUCACGAGACUCUCUACAAUCCUAUCUGGAAUUAUUCUUCGUCAGGUUCAAUACUGCCUACCCACUUAUGCAUCUUGCAACCUUUGAUGUCAACAGAAUGGAGCCUCUGCUCCUGAUCUCCGUCCUCCUGCUUGGCGCAACCUACUCGUCCAAAGAUGCCCAUCAGCUGGCUGUGUGCAUCCACGACGUUAUACGGCCUAGUAUCUUCUCCCAUGCUAGCUUUUCGGCUCGUGCGGAACUUUGGACUCUGCAGACCAUCCUCUUGGUGGAAUGCUUUGGAAAGUCUCGGGCUGGUCAGAAGCAGCACGACAUGAGUCAUCUCUUCCAUGGACUUCUCAUAAAUCUCAUUCGAAGAUCCGACUGCCAGUCAGUCCGCCCUCAAGGGCCACCAGCUGACUCCGCCGAUACAAAAGAGGGUGUAGUGCGAGAGGCUUGGAGACGAUGGGCCAUUGCAGAACAGAAGAAACGUCUCGCUUUGCUAUGCUUCAUGUGGGAUACACAACAUGCAGUCCUCUUCUGUCAGAGUCUUUGCAUGUCUGCAUUUGAGCUUCGUCUUGAACUGCCAUGCUGCCAAAGAGUAUGGGAAGCUUCAGAUCCAAUAUCCUGGGCUAUGGCAUGGCGUUUAUCAGCCUGCGGUUCCCAGCCGACUUUUUACCUUCCCAGUCUCAAAUCCUAUCUCGGACCAUCAGUGCCGCGCCCACAAGCAUUGACGGGAUUGUCUCACGUACUUAUGCUGCAUGGUUUGAUGUCAAUAGCAUGGGAUAUGCAACGUCGUGACCAGACAGCGCUCGGAGUAGUGGACGGUGAUGCACCCGGUUCGAACUGGCGAAAGCUCAUAGGGAACGCGUAUGAUGCCUGGAAAGAAGACUUCGAUGCUUACAUAACCUCAAUUAUUUCUCGACUCCAGAAUACAUCCGAGGACCAGACCAGAAGGAGCGAGUACGUAGCGUUUGCUACAGCGUACAAUGCUUUAUUUCACUCGGCGCAAGCACUUCUUCAUAUGGAGUUUCUCGAUAUACAAAUCUACGCUGGUGCUCGCCAUAUAUUAGGCCGACCAGUUCAGCAGAAGGACUAUCGCCGAUCCGCAAAGGCGGUCAAACAGUGGGCUUCUUCAGUGACAGAACGACCAAACAAAGAUCAAACCUCCAGCACCGAACAGAAUACGAGAAGCCGCAAGAAGCCAGCCUCUAUAGCUGCAUGGCAUGCGGCCCGCCUGCUUCAUGAAAACACCAAAGUGCUUACGCGUUCAGACGCCAUGCAGCUCUUUCACGUCCCCUGGUGUUUGUACCUAGCCACUCUGGCAUGCUGGGCGUUCUGCCAUGGUCAGCCGCACAGAGGUGGUAUACCUGACAUGGAAGAGGAUGCUGAUGAUAGCGAUGAUGAGAGCGAUGAGAUCAUCUGGAAUCCUCGCGGAGAAAUGCAUAACCUUGUGUCAAGAAUGGCUCAAAAUGGACCUCAAGAUAUGGAUGUGAAGACAGGUCAACACCGACAGAUCGUCGGGCUUGUGUGGACUAUGGCUGAGACAUUGAGUAAGGUUCGGUGGGGUAUCUUGCAUGCUGGAGUUGUCGUGUUACGGGGGUUAAUACCGCAAAGACUUAUUAACCAGUAUGAUGAGCCACAUGAUGAGGCCUUUUAAAUCAGAUAGACUCAUUUUAAUAGAACUGUAGUAUAAUUAUGCUACUGCAGUCACUGAUUGACGGUUAAGUCUUAAAUUGAGUUAUUCAUUA